Messenger RNA from Centruroides sculpturatus (bark scorpion), 993 nucleotides. RefSeq lists its product as uncharacterized. The transcript has a single exon. NCBI's taxonomy places the organism in Eukaryota, Metazoa, Arthropoda, Arachnida, Scorpiones, Buthidae. The record is from RefSeq and is a predicted model, not a curated record. The coding region runs from base 1 to 993 and encodes 330 amino acids.
AUGGUUUUGAGAACAUUAGAGAACACCAUCAUACCAAAGUAUGAAAUGCAAAUCGUGAUAUAUGCAAGGUAUGUAGACGAUGUUUUUAUCGUAUGGAAGGAAAAACCAAAAUUACAGCAAUUUAUUAAAGACAUCAACGACAACAAAUUCGGCCUAGAAAUUGAGCUGGAACAAGAGAACGACAAAACGGUGCAUUUUCUGGAUUUAACAAUACAAUUAGAUAGAGGAGAUAUAAUUACAAAGAUUUACAGAAAACCUACAUACAACCCAUUAUUUAUACCCUGGAAUUCACACGACCCAGCAGCAUAUAAACUCGCAGCAUUUAGGGCGCUCAUAGCAAGAGCUCAAACGCACUGUAGCAAAAUGCAAGACAGAAAUGAAGAGCUGCAUUACAUCAAAAAUAUAGCAAGGCAAUUUGGGGUUAACAUUAAGCCUCUAACCAACAAAACAUCCAACAAAACAACAACAGAAAGCAAAGAGAGGAACGUAAGAGUUAAUAGAGAAGAGUUUACUAUAUUAGAAUACAGAGCUCAGUUAAAUAAUAUAUAUAAAAGAAUCGGAGCAGCAACGAACAAGAAAAUAAUUUACAAAAGGAAUUCAACAGUGUAUCAAAUGUUAAGAACAGACAAAGACGAGAUAGACGGUAACCUUCUUCCCGGGGUAUACAGAAUUCCAAUAACAGAUACAAGACGGCAAAAAGAGCUAUUUUAUAUUGGGGCUACAAGAAGAUCGCUCAAAGAAAGAAUUAUAGAGCAUAAAAGAAACAUAAGGAAUGAGCAGCCAGCCACAGCGCUAGCGACAUACAUCCUAGCAGACCCUACAGACGUCACAGCUGAGUGGGAUAAGGCAAAGUUAAUACAAAAAAUUCAUGAAAAACGGCAUCUAAAAUACGCAGAAGCGUGGCAUAUUUGUAAAAGUAAUCAAGAAGGAACAGCAAUUAACUUUAGAGAAGCAAGUAGAAUAUCGGAAGCGUGGAGAUCAAGCCUAAUAUAA